This is a messenger RNA of Manis javanica (Malayan pangolin), 7186 nucleotides long. The record is from RefSeq and is a predicted model, not a curated record. NCBI's taxonomy places the organism in Eukaryota, Metazoa, Chordata, Mammalia, Pholidota, Manidae.
AGUCCUUCGUCGGGUUGCGGUUGCGCAGACCAGGAUAGGCCCUCCAAGGGCAGCCUGGCUGCCCCUCUGCCCCUCUCCUCCCGCAGUCCCGUGAGCCCGAACGGACAGCUGCAAAUAAUGUCGCCAGCCGCACUGGUAACCGCCGCGCUUCGCCAGCAUGGGGCCCGAGGGCCGGGCGGCCGCACAGCCGACAGGAGGGGGGGGUUCGCGCUGAUGGGCCCUUGCCCCGCCUCUCUCACGGCAGGAGUGACAUGGCCGCCCCCCUGCGAGGCACUCGGGCCCUCCAGCUCACUCUGGCCCUGAUCAAGCCUGACGCGGUCGCUCACCCACUGAUUCUGGAGGUAAGAACGAAUCCAGAGCCUCUCCUGCACGCCUUGGGCGUUGCUUCCGCGUCAGGAGCUCCAGGGCCACUCGGGAAGCAUUGCAAUUCUCUGCUAUUCCUGAAUGCACCCAUUUUUGCUGGGCGCUUUUUCUAUCAGCGGCUGGUGGAGUUCAUGGCCAGUGGGCCAAUCCGAGCCUACAUCCUCGCCCACAUGGACGCCAUCCAGCUCUGGCGGACACUGAUGGGACCCACCAGAGUGUUUCGAGCUCGCCAUGUGGCGCCAGAUUCGAUUCGUGGGAGUCUGGGCCUCACUGACACCCGCAACACAACUCACGGCUCUGACUCUGUGGCCUCAGCCAGGAGGGAAAUCGCCGCCUUCUUCCCUGACUUCAGCGAGCGGCGCUGGUACGAGGAGGAGGAGCCCCAGUGGCGCUGCGGCCCUGUGCACUACAGCCCCGGGGCGGGCACCCACCGCGCAGCGGGCCGGGUGGCCCGGGGCCAGCCGGGCGCACACCUGCCGGGCUCUGAGGACUGGGGCCAUUGAGGCCUCCCCUGUAGGCCCCCGGCCCAGGGUGCUGGCCCAGGACCAGGAGGCCCACGGCUCGGGGCACUGCCGGCCCCAGGACCUCGCUCCGUACUGCCGCCUCCUUCGGAAUCUAGAUGUCUACCUCCUCUCUGGCACGUUCACGGGUGGUUCAGAGAAACGAUGGUCCGCCCUUCCUGGAGCAGCCUGCCUAGCUGACGCCUGGAAGAGCGGUGUCUGCUUCUCCGUCAGUGAGUCAGCUCCCUCUCCAUCCUCCCGGGUCCUGAGCCCGGGCCUCUGGUCUGAGUGAAGAGAGAACCGAGUCGAGAGCCCCCAGAAGGUCCACACACAGUGGUGCUCGUGCAGGGCCAGCGACAGGCCUGAGUGUGGGCUCCAGCAGUGCUGGGAGCCGGGCCAGGGCUCGCCCAGGGGAAAGGGCGCCUUUCAUUUGAACAAAGGUGUGUCUGCCCGGUAAAGGCACAUUUUUAUGCCUCACUGUUAUUCUGAUCUGCAGAGGUCCGCCAGAGGUGGCCAAGUCUCUCUUGUUGGAGAGGAUGACUGGUGCCUAUUACCUCGUUACACAUUACCUCACGAUUUAGUGGCUUAAACAAUGACUUACCUCACGUGUCUGGCCAGGUGAUUUUGCUGGUCUCACGUGGACUCGCCCAUGGCUGAUUCAGCAGAUGUGUCCAGUGCAGUCUUUCAUCCUGAGUCGCUUGCUGGCUUUUCCCAGGCUCCGAGAGGGCAGCCCCUGCCCAGGCUUAUCAAGCUUCUGCCGCUCAUCCCAUUGGUCUUAGCAAGUCACACGGCCAGCCCAGUGUCUGUGUGGGAAGGGGCUGCUCACGGCGUGGAUCCCAGGAGUCAGUCAUGAGGCCAUUGACAGCCUACUGCACGGGGACUGGUGGGGACCCUUGAAUUUACAUAGAACUUACAGAAAUAAAUACUUAAACAAGCCAACUAGGGAGGUGAAUAUAGAAUGUGCGUGUAUUCAGGCAGCUGGAGAUCGUAAUAGGAUCCAUGGAUAAAUGAAGAAUCAUACUGUGCUUCUGGACAGGGUCAGUUACCCUGCAAGCUGGUCCGUUCCUUCCACAUUAAGUAAACUCAGUGCAAGACCAGUCAAAACCACAGCAAAGUUUUGUGGACCUACAUAAUCCUAAAAUUCUUCUCUUAAAGAAAUUACAUAAUAGCUAAUAAAUUUAUGAAAAUAAAGAAUAAAAAGAAAGACUUGUCUUCUAAAAUAUAGCUACUCACUAUUAAGCCACAGUAAAUAAAACAUGGAGCAUUUUCUGAGCAGUAGACAGACGUGGAACGGCACGGCUGAUCCAGAGGAAAUGCAGAUGUUAGCGCCUUUCACCGACAUGUUUUGGAGAGGAAGUCGAGGGGAAGCUCAGCUUGGGACCGUGCCGGCCCGCUCUCGCCAGGUCAUACAGAAGCUGGGACAGGUGAAGGCCCACUUCCUUGCCCCACUACCCUCUUUGUGCAGGUGUUGACCUGACGCUGCCUACCAGUGCAGGUGGUGUGUAACCCCGGUGAGGAGCGCACAGUAGGCCCCUGCAGUGGGCUGUGUUCCAGGUACUGGCUUUCCCUCUUCAAGAGUUGAACUUCCCUGCCGACACGAGGCGCAGCACUGACUUCUCUCACCUGGUGAUGUGGGUGGCAAUGGCAUCUCUGCUAACUCCAGGAGCCAUAGUGUGAUCACUUCUCUGUCUUUGCCCUCUUGUCUAAGCGCUACUUGCCCCGCACAGGGUCCACUUCCUAGCCCUUGGUCGUGGACCGAGAGGCGACAAAGUAGAGGCAAAGCCCACCCGGUGCGGGUUCCCUGGGGAGAGGGUUAGGCGGCAGCCGUUAGAUCUCCGUGCAGACUUCAGGCCAUUUGCUGCUUCACGUACCAGCCCACGCCGAACCCGGCUCCUUCCAGAACUGCCGGCAGCAGAGGCCGGUAUUGACGGAGGAGGGCCAGCACCCCAGUGCUGCUCUGCUGGAUCCAUCGCGACCGAGCCGGGACAUGAAUGCUGCUGCAGACUCCCUCUCGAGGGACGGGGAGGUCCGGUCACGCUUACAGGAUCACAGCGUCCCGGUGGCAGAGCUGGGCCCAGAGCCAGUCUCCAGUGCCACAGCAGCUUUGCUUACUCGCUGCCUCAGGAGUUGCCUCCAGAGUCAACGACUGGGUGAAAAAGCAAAGCAAAGCACGGUAAGCGCACGUGCGGGGCUCACUGGAGAAGCUGGGCCCUUCAGUGCCAGGGAGAGGGUCGCCGCCAGCCGAGGCAAACUGGGUCAGGCUCUUGUAAUGCCUCCACACAUCUAAGUGGCUAAGAGCAGUCAAGGUGUUUCCCCUUGCCCGUGCUGCAGGUCGGUGACCGUGGCCAUGCGUGCGGCCGGACAGCAGAGGAAGAGGGGUAGAGGAUGGGUAGUGGCCUGGUGGGUGGUCGGGCAGAUGUGGCGCCUCACAUCAAUGAGGAGACCGUGCCUCAGUGUCUGGCGGGAGCAAACUGCCAUCUACACAGUACCUGUUGUGAUUGCAAACAAAAGCUGGCUUCUAAAACAGACUCUUUGCCUUGGUAGAGAAUGCGUCUCUGCAGAGGGUGGGCAAGGUGUGCACCCCUGCAUAUCACCCCAGUCACCAUCAUGUCCUUGACCUUCUCUACAGGCAAGCCGCCCAAGGAAGGCACCUGGUGGCGAGGGAAGGGCGCCGAAAAGGUAUUCCGCAGGAAACCUGCAGAAACAUACAACGGGCUAGAAUUACAGAACCUUGGUACAGAUGCCAGCUCCUCCAGGAAGCCCUCCUGGGAGCCUGGAGGAGGCUUGGGCAUUUGCAGGGCCACGCGAGCACCACAGCACCAUCCACGCAUGUAAGUUUAAAGUGCCUAGCAGCUACCCUGAGAAGUUCUUAAAAAAAGAAGUUAAUUUUAACACCAUUUAAUCCAACAUACCUAAAAUAAUGCCAUUUCAACACAUAACCAAUAUCAAAAAAGUUACCAGUAGUUUAUAUGCUUUUUUUCCCAACCAGCUCUUCAAAGUCAGGUGUGUAUGUGACACAGCAUGUCUCCAUGUCUCAAUAACCUUGAAUUUUCAGAGGUUAAAGGGAAACAUCAUCUCACCAAAACAACCUGCAUCUGAAGGGGAGAUAUUGUGGACUUCAGGACCUAGUUGCGAAUUAGUCAAAGGAAGUAAAAUCAGGACUUAGGUCCUCAGAUGCACUUGCCCCAGGCACUCCCAGGGGCCUAUGGUGGGGAGAACUGGGUGGAGGGUGGGCAGUGAGGGGCAUGGCUGGGGCGUCCUGGCGGCCAUGUGCUGGGCGUGUCACUAGGCCUUACUUCGGGGCCCACUCCUGAUUGCAGGAGGCCCCCCAUGCCCUGUGGUGGUAUGUCACGGCUGUGGUCCUUACGUGGCUUGAUUAACUCGUGGAUUCCGUUGACAUUUAUGCUAGAACAGCCCUUUUCCUGGGGCAUCCACGUGAGGUGGUUGGGCUGUGGGUCCUGUGCAGUCCACACAAAGACUGACUGCGUCACUGUGUCGUCCUGCGGCCAACCACCAGACCACGGGGCAGUCUGUCGUCUCCUGCCUGCGAUCCCGUGAAAAAUGUAAUGAGCUGCUGGCCUUUCCCCAGUGGGAGCACGCCUUCCAGUCAGAAGUCCUCCUCAUACCUGAAACGCAUCUCCGCAUGCCCUCAGCAGGGUCAGCGCCCGGUGUGUGGGUGUCCUUCUGAUGAAGCAGUGAGCUCUGGGGGCCAUGGCACCUGGGGACCGGGAAAGCCACCAGCACCGCCGCCAGCCUGGCAUGGAUCCGGGCCGAGCCCCACGGGGGCUUCCUGCUGCACGUCAGGCCAGGGCAGUGUUUAAGGAGCCACCCGUUUGGCACAGGAACACGCACUUUCUGAAGAGUAGCGAUAUUUCUCUGGUUGCCAGAGGGAUCCAGUUUUGUGAAUCCACCCACAUCGUUUCAAGAAACUUUAUUUGACAAGCAAGCCUCUGAGUUUUGUUGGGAUUUUCAGUCACUCCUGAUAAUGAGGUAGAGGCAUUAAGAUGGCAACCACAGCUUGCCAGUCACUGCACAGGAAACCACUCCGGGCUUAGCACAGUCGGAAGGCUCCUGCACCACGGGUGGAAGGGGUCUGUCAUCCGAAUACAGAUGCAAUUACAGGUGCAUGCUGUGCACCCCAGGACAAAUGGUUAAAAACAGUUUAAAGGACGCAUAAGUAGCCAAAAGUGAACAUGAAGCAUAAUCAUAAAAUCUGCCCAAAGGCUGCAAAGGAGAGAGGGAAAAAUAAAGCACGAACUGAAUGACUAAGAAACAGCCACGAGCUGUCAGGUUCCAAUCCAGACGUGUCUCUGAUCCAGUAACGGGCAGGGGUCCAGUUUGUGUCUGAUGUUUGCGCACUGGGGCCUGGCUCCUGGGGUUGGGGGUGCCAAGCCCCCCCAAGCACAGUUUUCAUAUGCAGAUAGCCUGGCCUUGUGCCCCAGAGCUGGCAGCACCAGCUUGGGACCCUGCUCCCCAAGCAGACCCGAAAUGUCAUCCCCCCGCCGACCCUGCCUUUAUUCCUCCCAGAAAAACCCUAAGACAGCUUUCCUGUGGUCUGUCUGUGCCUGCGCCCCAGUGUUGUGAGGCACGGCCCCUCCCCUCAGGAACUGCGCGAAUAAACGGCCUCUAAUGGCGGCAGCGUCCUGAUCUCACCAUACUGAACAAAAUCAAGAUCCUGGGUGCGUUUUAAGAUGAAAGGUUGAGGGUGGCCCGGGACCCUGGAGGACCCCUCCCCACCAUGCAGGCUGCUGGUUGAUGUCCUCUGCUGGCAUGCCAGGCCUCCCGGUCCUGCUCGGACUGCUCCGCGCUGUGCCCUGAGAGGGACCCAGACUGGCUCUGUCUUGAGCCCCUUGUUCUGUGAUUCAGAUCCAGCCCCUUGUGAGGCCCUUCAUCUUCCGUAUCAGCCGGGUCACCCCAACCCCCUAAGUGGGCUGUCAUUCUUGAUGUGCAGAUGGGUGGACAGGCCUGGAAAGAUCAGCUCACCUGUUCGGGGCUGCACAGGUGGAAGAGCAACCACCCUGCACCUCUUCUGCCCCUGGAGGCUGACCGGGAGUGCCCUGGCCCCUUCUGGGGAGCCCCCAGCCUAAGUCUUGAGACCUCAGUGGCAGGCAUCCAGGGCGGGGUCUCCAAGGGGCCCACCCUCAGUGCCGCCCCUCCUCGUGACCUCCCACUCUCUCCUCUGCCCUCUGUGCUUGCCAUCUGUGCCCCAACCCCUGCCAGCAGCCUUCACAUCUGCGUAAACAAUGGGAGCCACUCAGGGCCAUCUCCGGGAGCCUCGGCCUCUCAGGCACUCCUCACCCUCUGCAGCCCCCAGUGCCCCUGGCUUACAGGACCCUGUGCCCACUGUGGCCCUGCGCCAGCACUUGGGAGCCUCUCUGGCUUUGCUCUGUUGGCCUCCACAUCAGGCCUGGCACCUGCCACCCCCCGGGAUUGCUGGCUGGGUGCUGCAGAGCCCCUGUGCUGCGGGCUGCAAUUCUCUAGAAGCAGGGCCUGAGGUUGGGAUGUGGAGGCACAUGAUUUAGGGUGGCAGUCUCAGGAGGGGCAGAGGAGGGUGCCAGCAAGGGUGUGGUCCGCCCUGAGAAUGGCUCCAGCCAGAGGCCCCAAAAGCCAUGGAACCGAAUGGCACCCCUCCUCUGGUCCUGGCUUGAGGCAAGGCGCUGGGCCUUUGCACUGGUGAGUCGCCACCCGCAGGCACUCCUGGGCGUACUGGAAGGGACCAUAAGCCACUGGCAGGCACCUCCAGCCCGACAGGUGGUGGACAGCCCCAGGAAGGGGCUCUGGCCCAGCCCUGGUGGCAUCCAGUCCCCAGGGCACACGUUCCAGUGCAUGUCAGAGCCAAGUCAUCCAGACCGACCUUGUCACCUCCCCAUGCACGGGCUCAUCUCUGACCAAUGCCAGGAACCUGGCAGUCCGUGGUCAUACUCAGGCAGUGCCACAUUGCCCAGCUGGCAGGGUCCACCUCCACAGUGACUGUCAGCCUCUGGGAGAGCCUGCCUUCCAUUCUCCCUCCCCUCCUCUUGGUCCCUGCCCUGGGGACAGGUCUUUGCUGGCCUCCCUCACUGUCCACCCCUCCUAAACACACACACACACUGGAGCCAGGGCGGUGUGGCCAAGACAGGUGAAGGACCUGGUGUCCACCUGCCGACACCUCGCUUGCUCCUGACCGUGCAUCUCUCCGGCCCCGCACCACCCCCUCCCCUGCUGGCCUGCCCAGCGCUGAGCUGGUGUCAUUCCUCGCGCCUGCCUGCCCACUGCAGUGCCUGUGUGGAGGCAGUUUCCUCCCCACGCUGGGCCUCGGUCCCCCCUUUGCAUUCCUAUGUGUG